AACAGGAACAGUCACCUUCCGCACCCGGUGCAACCAUUACCAACGGCAAUUUUCUGUGCUGUAUGAGUCUUAUGAGCAUCUGGGCGGUUCGGCACAGCAUCUUCCGGAGUAUGCGCGCGCCUCCACGUCUGUAGCGCUUAGGGGUUCAGUCCACGAGCGAUCGCGGUUCUAAGGGGCCCUUUUAAAGUACAUUAAUCUUUGCGAGGAAAUCUGGGUUAUCUCUGGUUCACACACUGGUUAGAGUUCGGGACCACUUUGACAGUCAUAACUGCUGAAAGGAAUAAUGUCUGUCUCAGACGAAAUUGAUGGGCUCCGCCCCGUCUAUGGCUCUGUCCUGGAUGAUAAUCGCCUCACAGCUGAAGAGAUGGAUGAGAGGCGCAGACAGAACAUUGCUUAUGAGUAUCUUUGUCACUUGGAGGAAGCAAAACGGUGGAUGGAGGCAUGUUUGGAUGAAGAACUUCCCCCAACUACAGAGCUGGAAGAGGGACUGAGGAAUGGGGUUUAUCUUGCCAAACUGGGACAUUUCUUCUCCCCUGAAGUGGUGUCUUUAAAGAAAAUAUAUGAUAAAGAGCAGACAAGAUACAGGGCAACAGGUCUUCACUUCCGACAUACAGAUAAUGUAAUACAGUGGUUAAAUGCAAUGGCAAAAAUUGGGCUUCCCAAGAUAUUCUACCCUGAGACAACAGAUAUAUACGAUCGGAAGAACAUGCCAAGAUGUAUUUAUUGCAUCCAUGCUCUCAGCUUGUACCUGUUUAAGCUUGGACUUGCUCCUCAGAUUCAAGAUCUUUAUGGAAAGGUUGAUUUUACAGGUUGCGCUCAUUCAGUGGCUGGACAAGAGGAGUAUGUGAACUGUACACGGUGUCUUAAAGUGACACGAUGCCAUGGCCUGUGUGAGCAGAAGGCACACAUGCCUUUCAGUGUAGGGAUUAGAAAGAGAAAUGUACCCAAUUCAGGAUUGCAUGCAGCUGUGAUUGCAAUAAAUGAAGCAAUUGACCAUCGGGACCCUGAAGCAACAAUGGUAGCCAUGAGGAACCCCAAUGCCAUGCUUGUCAAUUUAGAUAAAGGAUUGGCACCAUCUUAUCAAGACACACUGUGCCAAGCCAAGCAAGAAAAGACUGCAAAUGCUAGGAACAGGGCUAGUUCAGAAAAUGCAACGGCUGAAAGGGAUGUUUACGAAGAAUUGCUGACCCAGGCAGAAAUACAAGGAAACGUCAACAAAGUCAACUUGCUGGCAGCAUUGGAAAAAGUUAAUAAAGCCUUGGAGCGAAGAGAUGCAUCAGCACUGUUUGAAGAGUUGUCAUCACCUGCUCUUGGUCUUCGUGGACUUAAACGUGAAAAUUGUGAUUGGUAUCUUAAACAACUUAUUGCCGAUAAAGAGCAGAAAGCUGAGAGAGGUUCAAAUGAAAUACUUCAGAAGGAAGAGUUGCAGUCUGGAGUGGAUGUGGCUAAUGAAGCUGCCCAGAGAUUUCAUAAAAUGCUGAAGGCAGUUGAUAGGAUCAAUGCAGCUAUCAGGAAAGGAGAUGCUAAUGAAACUGUGACAGAGCUCAUGAAUCCUGAUGCCCAGUUGCCAACUGUGUAUCCAUUUGCUGCACCACUUUACCAGAGAGAAUUGGCCACAUUACAACAACAGAGUCCUGAGGGAUACUUGUCUAACCCAGAACUUGGAGUGGCUGUGGAGAUGCUUUCUUCUGUUGCUCUCAUAAACAAAGCACUAGAUACUGGUGAUAUUGGUGAAGUAUGGAAAUAUUUAAGUAGCUCCGUCACGGGACUCACAAAUGUGGAAAAUGAAAACUCUCAAAGGUACAUCGAUGAACUCUUAAAACUGAAGGCACAAUCCCGAGCAGAAGGGAAUGAAUUCUUGUCAUGGAAUGAUAUUCAGGCAGUGGUGGACAAUGUAAACACUACUGUUCACGAAGAACAUGAACGAAUUUUAGCUCUUGGGCUCAUCAAUGAAGCCUUGGAUGAAGGUGAUGCUCAGAAAACUCUCCAGGUCUUGAUGCUUCCUGCAGCAAAGCUUGCUGAUGUGAAUGCACCAACAGCACAACACUACCAGGACACACUGGUCAGAGCAAAGAGAGAGAAGGCUCAGGAUACCCAAGAUGAGUCAGCGGUUCUGUGGCUUGAUGAGAUUCAGGAUGGGAUCUGGAGGUCCAACAAGGAGACUGAGGAGGCUGAGAAAUUUUCCUUGGGAAUACUUGCGAUUAAUGAAGCUGUGGACAGUGGAGAGGUUGCUCAGACCUUAAGUGCUCUACGCUCACCUGAUGUUGGAUUAUAUGGUGUUACUCCUGAGUGUGAUGAGGCAUAUCAAGCAGAGCUCCAAGAACUGAAGAAAAGUAUGCUGGCGAAUGGUAAGUGUACGUUUCUUGUGUCAUCUGAUGAGGAACCAAAGAAUGAUGCAAGUGAUUUCAUGACCUGUAGACCAGCAAACCUGUCAACCAUCUCUGGAGUAACAGCAGCUUAUAAUCGUGAACAGCUGUGGAAUGCCAAUGAAACUCUGAUUGUGAAGUUGCAAGCCAGAUGUAAAGGGUAUCUUGUCCGUAAGGAAUUCUCCAACAGAAUGAAUUUUUUGAAGAAGCAGGUGCCAGCUAUAAUUGCUAUUCAGUCGCAGUGGAGGGGAUAUAAGCAGAAGAAGGCCUUUCAAGAUAGACUGCAGUAUCUCCGACAUCAUGAGACUGAAGCUGUCAAGAUUCAGUCUUUGGCAAGGAUGCAUCGGGCAAAGAAGCAAUAUAAAGGUCGACUGCAAUAUUUCAAGGACCAUAUAGAUGAAAUAGUAAAAAUCCAGGCCUUUAUCCGUGCAAACAAGGCUCGUGAUGACUACAAAACUCUCAUUAAUGCUGACAACCCCCCAAUGGUUGUUGUUCGUAAAUUUGUCCACCUUCUCGACCAGAGUGAUCAAGAUUUCCAGGAAGAGUUGGAUCUUAUGAACUUGCGAGAGGAGGUUGUAACUUUGAUUAGGGCUAAUCAGCAGCUUGAGAAUGAUCUGAAUCUGAUGGAUAUAAAAAUCGGAUUACUGGUGAAGAACAAGAUUACCUUACAGGAAGUUGUCUCACAUAGUAAGAAGCUUACAAAGAAGAACAAGGAGCAGCUGUCUGAUAUGAUGAUGAUGAAUAAACAGAAAGGAGGCUUGAAAGCUCUGAGCAAGGAGAAGCGAGAGAAGCUUGAGGCAUAUCAACAUCUUUUCUAUCUUUUGCAGGUAACAUGUAGUAGGUCUAAAGUUGAUCAGAUUCAAGAGAUAGUUACAGGAAAUCCAACUGUUAUUAAAAUGGUGGUAAGUUUCAACCGUGGUGCCCGGGGGCAGAAUGCACUAAGGCAGAUCCUGGCUCCUGUGGUAAAAGAGAUUAUGGAUGACAAGACUUUGAAUAUUAAGACAGACCCAGUGGAUAUUUACAAAGCAUGGGUUAAUCAGAUGGAAUCACAGACUGGUGAGGCGAGCAAACUGCCUUACGAUGUGACUCCAGAACAAGCACUGAAGCAUGAAGAGGUGAAUGCUCGACUUGAUGCCUCUAUUAAACACAUGCGAACAGUAACGGACAAGUUUCUGUUGGCCAUAGUUGUGUCACUGGAGAAGAUCCCAUAUGGAAUGAGGUAUAUUGCUAAAGUUCUGAAGGACUCUCUUCAUGAAAAGUUUCCUGAUGCCACUGAAGAUGAGCUUCUUAAGAUUGUUGGAAAUCUGUUGUAUUAUCGUUACAUGAAUCCAGCUAUUGUUGCACCAGAUGCCUUUGACAUCAUUGAUAUCUCAGCGGGAGGUCAGCUGUCCACAGAUCAGCGCCGUAACCUUGGUUCUGUCGCCAAAAUGCUUCAGCAUGCAGCUGCUAAUAAAAUGUUUGAAGGCGAUACUGCCCACUUAAGCAAAAUCAAUGAAUAUCUCUCUCAAUCCUACCAGAAAUUUAGACGUUUUUUCCAGGCUGCUUGUGAAGUCCCAGAACCAGAGGACAGGUUCAAUGUUGAUGAAUACUCUGAUCUCGUAACAGUCAGCAAACCAGUGAUCUAUAUCUCUAUAGGAGAAAUUAUUAAUACCCACACGCUGCUCUUAGAUCAUCAAGAUGCUAUUGCUCCAGAACACAAUGACCCUAUCCAUGAACUUCUGGAGGAUCUCGGAGAAGUUCCAAGCAUAGAGUCCCUGUUGGGUGAAGGUGCUGGGAACCCCAGUGACCCUAGCAAGGAAGCACUGGCAAAAACAGAAGUCUCUCUAACACUGACCAACAAGUUUGAUGUUGCUGGAGAUGAGAAUUCUGAGAUGGAUGCUAGGACAAUCUUGUUGAAUACAAAACGAUUGAUUGUGGAUGUGAUCCGGUUCCAGCCUGGAGAAACGCUGACAGAAAUCCUUGAGACACCAGCAUCUAAUGAGCAGGAAACUGACCAUCAGAAAGCAAUGCAGAGGCGUGCAAUUCGAGAUGCUAAGACACCUGAUAAAAUGAAAAAAGCCAAGACAACAUUAGAAGAAACAAAUCUAACUCUAGCAGAAAAGAAAGCUAAAAUCCAGUCGAACCUGAAAAAGCUAACAGAGAUGGGAAAAGUGAACCCUGAAAAUCGGUACCAGGACCUUAUAAAUGAUAUUGCAAAGGAUAUAAGGAACCAGCGUAGGUACAGACAGCGUCGAAAGGCAGAGCUUGUGAAGCUACAGCAGACGCACCAGGCUUUGAGUUCUAAAGCUACAUUUUAUGAGGAACAGGUUGAUUAUUACAAUCAAUACAUCAAAACGUGUUUGGAUAACCUGGCCAGCAAAGGAAAGAUCUCGAAGAAGCCAGGCGAUAUGAAGGGCAAGAAGAGUAAGCAGGUGUCUCAGAAAUAUACAGCUGCACGGCUGCAUGAGAAAGGAGUCCUUUUGGAAAUUGAUGACCUGCAAAGUAGUCAAUAUAAAAAUGUGUAUUUUGAAAUCAGUCCAACAGAGGAAGUGGGUGAUUUUGAAGUGAAAGCCAAGUUCAUGGGAGUUCAAAUGGAGACCUUUAUGCUGCAUUAUCAGGACCUCUUGCAACUUCAGUAUGAAGGUGUUGCUGUGAUGAAGUUCUUUGACCGUGCAAAGGUCAAUGUGAACCUCCUAAUCUUCCUUCUGAAUAAAAAAUUUUAUGGAAAAUAAACGUUUCCCCAGUCACUAACUUUGGGCAUUGGUGCUUACAGACGUCAGAGACAGAUACAAGCUGGCAGUAGAACUGUUCCAUCCUAAUUGCAUCUUCUUUAAGUGAUCUUUGCAUCAGUCAAAGGGGUAAUACUGCUGUAUUCCAGUUUAUUUUCAUGUACUAUGCACCAAGCCCAAAAGAGGACUGUACAGACGCUGUCUUUUGCUGAUUUAUUUUCCAAAAUGUUGGCCUUUGAAAUAUGAGGAGGAGGAUAAUGUAAAUAGUAGAACAAAGCUGCAUCUGUCAUUUGAGUUCCCUGCAGUAUGUAUGCUGUUACAUUAGCACAACUGUGCUUUACUAGAUAGACAUGGAGCUGGCCCUGUAUCGGUGGUUUCUGUUUGGGGGUCAGAUACUGCACUUUUUAAUCUAAAGUAAGGGCUGGGAGAAGACAUUAUCAUGUUUCAUUUCUCAGGACAGGAUGCAUACACUAGGUCUAAGCAGACUACAGUUUGCCAUGAUACCAAAUUUAAUUGUCACAAAUUUGUUUCAGGGCUUGAUUUCUGGUGGUCUGUCUAGUCUGUUCUUGCUGCAGUGGAGAGUCUGUUCCCAGUUUUUAGAGCCUCUUUAAAUGCAUUGGUCUUCUGGAUUGCUGGGAAGUCUACUCCCACAAUUUGUUGUGUACUGAAGUGGAUCCCUAGGGAAGUAAAUGGCAUUGUGUGUUAGACUGUUUGCUGCUGACCCUUUGUUUCUUCUUGUGAAGCUGAGUUUUGCAUCCCUUACGUAUAUUAUGCAGUGUAUGUUGUGUUCCUUUAAGCUUUAGUGACACUGUGCUGACUCUGCUGUACCAUUUUCACAGUUUUAUUUUUAAAUAAUUGUUCACCACUGCCAGUUCACUUUGUUCUUUGUGUAAGUGUUUCACUUUGAGAAGGCAGAACUGCUGUUCGGUCUUGUCUGAUUAAACAGUCAUAUGCUGAUUAGCUGUUAACUUUUGCCAAUCACUAUAGUCUUUGACAAAAAUACUAGAUGUUAGAACCUUGUUCACUCGACUUGAUGCUCAGAGAGGGUAGUAAAUAUGUCCUAAACCAAAUAGAAGAAUUUUAGCGCAAAAAGUAUAGCACCUGGGUAAAAGUUGAGAAUUAUUCACUAUGAAUAGUGCCACAUUAUGCUGGGUAUUUUAUGGCUGUGUAGAAUACCACUUUGUCCAGAAACUUUACAAACAAGACAUCUUUGGUUGACUGUUGACUCCUUUCCUUUGUUUAGCAAUUUUUUUAUGAGACAUAGUUUCGGCAGUAGACAGCUUGUGCAAAUCAGACAGUGUUCUACAAUUGUCUGUACCAGUACUGAAUGCUGUUUGAGUAUGAAGAUGUCCUAGCACAGACCUAUAGUUUGUAUUUUUACUAGACGUGCAAUUUGAAUAGCAGCCAUUUUACUUCUAUAUUUUCUUAGUCGACUAAGAUGUGUUCAUUGAUAGUGAAUGAGUAAUGUAUUGGUGAUGAUGGCAUCUAUGCGUACGUACCUGCGUACCCUUAAUUCUUUGUUGUCAGAAUACAGUUUACUGUAACUAUUUAAUAUGACUGAGUUUUAAAUAUCAGGAUUUAAAAUCCCUGAAAUAUAAUCAUGAACUUCUACUACUAAACUUUAUCCUCAAAGUUGUAGUGUUAAGAGUGCCCAUAGUAUUUGAAGGAAUGUACAAAAUUGUUGAUAGCAAAUGUACGGGGAAGAAUACAUUAUUAUUGUUUAGAUAAGUAGGGAAUGCUUUAUUUUUUUAUAGUGCUCUACUUUAAAAAAUAUUGCAGCAAGUGCCUUAAAGAAUCUAUUUUAUACAUAACUGAGGUAUGACUCAGUGAGAGUGGGUUUGAAGUAUUGAUUUCCUUAAAAUGUGUAGCCUAUACUUCUGUGGUUACAUAAGUAUUUCAAAUCAGAUGUAUAUAAUUUUAUAUUGAUAUUAAACUAUUUUAUACUGGUAUAUGGCCUGUCCUUGUUAACUAGAAAAAGUAUAUUAUUGUAUUUUGCUGAGAUUACUUGGAAACAGUAUGCCUUGGUGGUUAUAAGCAUAGAACUGCUCACUUUUAUGUUCUAGGAUUAUAUCUUAUCCUUUGGCUUCUGAACAGUGGAGCUCAGAUUUCUGCAUGUUCCCAUGAUACACAUGGAGACCAAGCUAUGAUUGCAGGUUAGAUAAUAGCAGAAACUUGAGUGUUUUUUUUUUUUUUGUUCGUCUUUGUGCAGUAUAUUUGUAGCUGUUAUGGUUGGGGUAGGGACACAUUUUUAUGCUCAGCUACCCAAUUUCUGCACUUUUUAAGGAGGAAUGACAGUUUUGUUUUUUCUUUUUUUCAAGUCCUCUAGGACCAGUAUUUCAUUAAAGUUGUCAAGUAGCUCUCAAGAGUUAUGACAUUGCUGUAUUAAAUGCUGUUAUUUAUUUAUAUUAAAGAUUCAUAGUUGCAAUAUUAUUCAAACUACAUACUCCCACUUCAUUUAAUACUUCAAGAACAGACAUGACUAUAGUCCAGCAGGUUUCACUUUUGUAUAGCAAGACCAUCCUUUCAUUAUGUUCUGAAAUAAAAAAUUGUGAAUUUCA
Protopterus annectens (West African lungfish) is the source of this 7632-nucleotide messenger RNA. It is a transcript of the gene IQGAP1, whose product is annotated as IQ motif containing GTPase activating protein 1. The transcript is spliced from 36 exons. Gene Ontology annotation, molecular function: calmodulin binding; actin filament binding; GTPase activator activity. Gene Ontology annotation, biological process: regulation of actin cytoskeleton organization; regulation of GTPase activity. NCBI's taxonomy places the organism in Eukaryota, Metazoa, Chordata, Ceratodontiformes, Protopteridae. Gene Ontology annotation, cellular component: nucleus; cytoplasm. The record is from RefSeq and is a predicted model, not a curated record. The coding region runs from base 284 to 5077 and encodes 1597 amino acids.